AUGCGGUUCCUCUAUUCGUGCAAGACGAAAUCGAAGGACGCGGAUUCGCCAAAGAAGUUGCUGCAGGAGUGCCUCAGCGAAAAGAACUCCCACAAGAACGCCUCUGGCGACGACAACGAGACGGCAGGCGCGCAUAAACUGCCCCAUUCUCCCGAGUCCACGUCGCGGAAUCGACAGGGCAGCACGAACCACCGCGCCAACAUAGGGGAUUGUGCGUCGAAUUUGCCACUUACAGGUCCGCCGUCACCGUCUACAAAAAGUCGGUUGCACUGCGACAGUGUCAGCAGCAGCAGCAGCAGUUACCAGCGGCAAGUCUCGCAGCGCGAGGGGGCAAGCGACGUGGCAACGCCACCACUUCAACGAGUCAGUGCUACCUUCCCCGGCUCCCCCAAUCCACGGGCUAGUCGCAACACCGACUUUCCGAUGUGUGGCGCAACCACCGGAUUCUCAGUUCGCGGAUUGUCUGCAACUGAGCCCCCGGCAGCACCGUUCUCUUUGCCGAAGGAAGCCGACAAGGGCAUGGUAAUGCUGCCCGCCGUAGACUUGUUACACUCGCUGCGUACACCGAGUCACUACAGCGACUCCUGCGCGCCAACCUCGACCGACCGGAAAUACUCGUCACCGGCAUCGAGAUCUGCCACCAUAAACAGCACCCCGGCCACUUCGCGGUCGGACGUUACGUCCGCGACGCAGCAGCCUCCUGUGACGCGGCUGUCGCCCGCCGAUAUCCGUACUGUGUGGAGGCCCGCCGUCCAUGUGUUGGAACCUCUGCCUGGGGACAGUGGCAAGACGCCGCCAACGGGGUUCCCCGACAGAACGGCCGUCCCCUCGCCGCCAGAUUUGUCCACCGCCAGUGCUUCAAAGGAGCAGCAGUCGGCUUGGUCGAAGUCGCACGUUGCCGCCCCGGCAGUUGUUCCGCCUCCUCCGCCGCCUCUGCCAACAAAAGGCCCCUCCUCCCCCGUCUUCACUGCAAUGGAGUCGGUUCCGAAGAGGCGCAGCUCCUCCUUCCGCGUCCUCAAGUCCCGCAAAGGCGCAUGCGAAGGGGUGAGCAGCGCCUCGGGAGAAUCCAUUUCCACGAGCACAAACAGCAACGGGAGCAGUGACACCAUCGCCGCUCUCAUCAAGGGCAACGCAGCCGCAGGUGUGAGUGAUAGCAGCAAUAGCGUCAACGGGGUGACGUUCGACUCCUUCCGCAAGGAGCACCGGGUGAAUUGCGAACGCACCGGAAUGGGCGCUCAACCCUCGCGGCGCGAGCUGGUUACCAGGUUCGCAGACACUGUUGACGACAGCCCGCGGUACCCAAAGAGAAAUCCCUCUGUCGUCGUCCACAUCGUUCCCACCCCACCACCGAUGAAUGUUGGAAAGCUGGAUUCUUUCCGUUGCACUGUCAGCACUCUGCAGAGUAACACAGGUCGGACGAAUAGUAUAUACAGCAAUCACAGCGCGCAGAGUACAAGUGACGAGACAGUCUCUCUUGAGAACCCCCCCUCAGUCCGUCGAUCGCAGCGCUCGAGUAUCCGCUUGACGACGCCGCGUUCCACGGUCAGGGCUAUCAGCAACUGCAGCCUCAGCUUAGAUGACGUGCCGCGACCGCUGACUCGUCACGCCUCCACUCUGUCGACGGAGCAGCAGGAGGCGCUGCGCCGCACCCCGUCCUUCCUCAGCCGCGUGCACACGCCGCCGCCGUUGGGCUUGAGGGAGUUAGUGCAGAUGCGCAAAGGCCGCCGUGUGCUGCAGGUGCGCUGCAACACGCCAGACGCGCACGCUGCCGCUCCUGUGGUGCUUCCGGAAAGCGAGCAGUCGCUUAGCAGCAACUCCAUGGUAAUGCUCAGCGGACUACUUCCAUCUGUCAGCGACGAUGGAAAGUUAGCCGCUCUUUCAUCGGCGAGAAGCAGCGACCACGGCUCACCGGUCCCUGGGCGUGACAAGAAUGCCAAUGUGAGUCGGCAGCCUUCGAAGGACCUGGCAGCAACCGGUUCUGGAGCCACGUCUUCGAAUGGUUCCUCAGCCCCGGGUUCCCGCAACGGCAGACGCGCGGCGGAGUGGUGGGCCAACGGUGCAAAGUUGCCGUCAGAGGCAGGCGCGUCCUCGGAUGCGCCUAAGCUACCCGACGGCGAGACGAUCAAGUCCCCACCGCAGCCGCACUGCAUUCCCUUACCUCCGCCCUUCCGCCACAGUUAUACACCAGAACCGCAGCUGCCGGCAGUCUCGCCGCCGCCGCUGUCCCGCUCGCCGGACCCGCUCGUCACAUCCGCCUCAGCGAGUAAGAGUGAGCCGAAGAUAGCUGCGAGUGUGCACCCAGCGACAACUACGUCAGCAGCAGGAAACAUCAAGCGUGCCCCGGUCUCCCCAGUGAGCCAGGACCUACACAAGAAGCCGUCCUCCAACACGUCACUCCUUCUCGACGAGGUGGCUGCUUUCGAUUAUUAUGGGUUGUACAUGCUGUCCACACCGCAGUUCAGCAUAAAGCCGGAGCACCGCACCACGGACACCACCACACCCGCCGGCGAGAGCGCCAGUGCCGCUUCCAUCGACGAGGUGAUACGAGGCCAGCAGCAACGGUCGAAGCAAGAGUCGAAGCCGCAGAAGCUGGAGACGGCGUGCAACAGCACUGCCGACGGCGCAGCUGUCGAGGCAAAGAAGCGAAACGAUGUCAGCAUCACCCUAUCAGAAAGUGUGAGGCUGAGCGUCGUGGAUUUGCUCGCUGCGGCGUCUGGGGAGGCUUUAACCGAGGCUACCGACGCGAGAAACGGCGAGGGGGUCACUUCCCCCGUGACACCCAACCCGAACAAGUCGUCACCGAAGGACGUACCCGCAGUGCGGCGGGCAUGCCGCCAGCGUGUAGUCAGCGCGUACGCUGACGAGGACGAGGACGGGUUUUUCCAGAUGGCUCGCACGACCCUGACUUCCGCCAACACAUCCUCGAAGCCGCAGGGAAAUUCCUACGGAAGACUUUCCCUUGGGCCCGCACCGCGGCGAGUAAAUGGGUACGACUGCUUCACUUCAGCUCUCAGCACUGCGAAGUCCUUCUCGUCCUCAGGAGAGGCCUUACCGACGCUGCCUGUGAAUACCGUAGCGCCGUCUCGGGUGCUGGUCACCACGGCGGUAGCGGCGCCUUCGCGUGCGCAGCUCCACCUCUCCUCGUCCUCUUCAUUGUCGUCUGAGGAGGAGUAUGGAAACCUGCUGGAGGGCUUCCGCCCGGCCGGUUUCGAUGCCCAUCGCGGGGCCCGCAGCAGUAGUACCAUAGUGUUCUACCUCAACAAGGAGGAUAGUCUGAGCAGUCUGGACGUUGUGGUGAGGGCGGCCAGCAACGCACACGGCAGCGGGGCGACUCCAUCGUCGCUUAUUGACUCGAAGUUAUCGCCGCAAAACGAGAAGCUGCAGUCCAAGUGUUCGACGCUGAGGCUCUCCACCAUAGUGACGACCGGCGGUGGCGGCGCGCGGCCGCAUGUUACCUUUGACCCCUACGUCGAGGAGAGCACGCGCCUGGUGGCUCAGCUCAUGCCCUCCGCGCCAAGCAGCAUUCUUCCCGACUCGCAUAUGACGAAGAGCUUCAUCUCGUCCUCCAAUCUAGACCCGUACGGCCUGACCAUGGACUCCAGUCUUCCCUCGCUACAGUUGAACGCGAACACACGAGGCUCGAGGACGGCACUGGGCGGCCACUCGGUGUCUGGGGUGCAGAGUAAGCCCUCCAACAUCUCCGGGCCCGUCAGCAUCUUCCUUGGGACGACUGUUCGCUUCGCACCGGACAAGAGUAAGAUGCACCGACCAUUGGCAAACACGUUUGGGUACACAAACGCACAGCGUCGUGCCCGAGCAGCCGCGAUGGCGGCAGGGGUGAGCGCGGAGGAGUGGGCCCGGGCUGCUGGCAUCGACGAGGACACUGUGGACAGCGAGGAGGGCGUCUACGGCGAGGUGUACACGGAUGAGAAUGGCGACGAGUGGUACUGGGAGGAGGUGGAGGACGAAGAGGAGGUGGAGGACGAGGUGGAGGUGGACGAGGAGGGUGAGGAGUACGAGGACAAGGGAGACGACGAAGAGGAGAACGCCGGCAACACCGAGGGCGCCCCCUCCACCGCUACACGCUAG
Leishmania braziliensis MHOM/BR/75/M2904 is the source of this 4089-nucleotide messenger RNA. RefSeq lists its product as hypothetical. The transcript has a single exon. The record is from RefSeq and is a predicted model, not a curated record. The coding region runs from base 1 to 4089 and encodes 1362 amino acids. NCBI's taxonomy places the organism in Eukaryota, Euglenozoa, Kinetoplastea, Trypanosomatida, Trypanosomatidae.